AUGUCGUCGAUCAAGCUCACUAUCUUUGUCGUCGGUCCGCCGCGAUCAGGCAAGACGGCCCUCUGCAACUACUUGGCCGAGCUCUCCGAGUCGCUGAACAGCUCGCAGUAUCACCCAACCGAGGGCGUCAGGAUUCUAGAGUUUGAGCGCAAGAUCGUGCUCGAUUCCAAAAAGACCAACAGCAAGAGCAAGGAAACAAUUGUGUCGGUUGAGCUCUGGGACUGCAGCGGCGAUCCAAAAUUCUAUCCGUGCUGGCCAGCGGUGGCCAACACAGCCCACGGCGCCGUGAUUCUGUUCUCGCCGGACUCGAAGCAAGAAAAGGAGGUUGAAACAUGGUACAAUUUCUUUUCGUUCAUGAAGGACUCCCAGAUUGCCGUAUUUGCCCACAAGAUGAUGAGUCCGUCCCAGAAAGGUGCCAAGAUGAAGCUAGCCGGCAAGCUUUCCAAGCUGAAUGUCACCUCGACCACUCUCGACGAGCAGACCAAAGCCGAAUUUGACACCGUCAUUUGUAAUGCCUAUCAAGCCUAUACCGAGAAUCGCGAGCGCGAAGAGCAGAAGAAUGGACGACAGCAACACCACGCGCCUCGAGUGAACAUUGGAGGACUCCAUGAGACUGGCAUCCAAGAAAACGAUCCAACCAACUCGGUCGCUCUCGAUCGAGUGUACGAUAUGGUCCAGCUACAGUGGGACUUUGUUCAGAAGAGAUGAUGUGUUUCAUUGGGUUGCAGCACACUGUAAGUUUGCGCCGAACGAAACAUGACUCUCCGAACAAGCUGUAUGCACAAACGACCUGACUCUUGUAGUAUUUUCCUGCGGGAUCACAGCGCGCAUUCCACUCGUAUUGCACGCAUUCCACUCGUAUAGCACGCAUUGCGCUCGCCUCCGCCAGUAUUCGUUUAUUGUCAUGGCUUUUUAUCAGCAUAAUUCGUCACUAUAAGCUGCUGCCCCCAUCCGAGUGUAUGGUGCAGGUCUGGUACCUUCCCUCAGAGCUUGGACUUGACGAUAGGCUUGGCGGCGGCAGGUGUGUUCUUGGAUUCGUCGAUGUACCAGACCAUCUCGUAUUCCUGUC
Messenger RNA from Polychytrium aggregatum, 1069 nucleotides. RefSeq lists its product as uncharacterized. Gene Ontology annotation, cellular component: endomembrane system. Gene Ontology annotation, molecular function: GTPase activity. Gene Ontology annotation, biological process: intracellular protein transport. The transcript has 7 exons. Bases 1 to 708 code for a protein of 235 amino acids. The record is from RefSeq and is a predicted model, not a curated record. Lineage: Eukaryota; Fungi; Chytridiomycota; Chytridiomycetes; Polychytriales.